CUUCAUAAACUCCACAACUGAAGAAAACAACAACGAAAACCCUUUCUCUAGUCACUCUAAACCCUAAGUCCAAUCGUGAUCUCCGAUGGCGAGCCUUCGAUGCCUUCGCGAGCUAAGCCGCCGCGCCACGACGGUUCUCUCGAUCAACCAGACGCCAUUGAUCUCUUCACUUCCGAUCUCAGAGCCUUGCGGUACCACCAUUACUCAUGCGACCCCUCGAUCUCUCACCAGAGAUCUCCCAUGGUGCAAUCUCAGCUCUCGCUCCCAAGGUCGCCAUUUCUCUUCGAAAGCAAACGAUACUGACGAAAGCAGCGAAGGAGAAGACGACGAUGAGGAGGAUUACGAGGAUUCAGCGGAGAUGGAAGUAGAAAGGGAAUAUUCACCGGCGGAGAAAGUGGAAGCGGCGGCGGAGAUAGGGUACAAAGUGAUGGGACCUCUCAAACCUUCGGAGAGACUAUUCAAACCCUAUGAGCCAGUGUUCGCCGUUGUUCAGAUUGGUUCGCAUCAGUUCAAAGUGAGCAACGGAGACUCCAUCUUCACAGAGAAGUUGAAGUUCUGUGACAUCAAUGAUAAGUUGGUACUGACUAAGGUUCUUCUACUGGGGUCUGCAAGCCAGACGAUUAUCGGUAGGCCUAUCUUGCCUGAUGCCACUGUUCAUGCUGUAGUGGAAGAGCAUGCAUUGGAUGAAAAGGUGCUCAUUUUCAAAAAGAAACGAAGGAAGAAUUAUAGGAGAACCACAGGGCAUCGACAGGAAUUGACGAAGUUGAGAAUAACCGAUAUACAAGGAAUUGAGAAACCAGAACCGACGAUUGUCCAUAAGCCUUCCAAGGCAGCUGAUACAGAGCAACCAGAGGCUGAGUUAGUUGGUUAGAGAGAAGCAUUUCUUUUUGUUGUUGUUGUUGAAAUUGACAAUACUUUGAAGUGAAAGUUCAUCUAUCAUUUGCCAAUUUGGGCUUCCCCAUUUCUGAAGUUUUUCUCUUAGGAGUAGUCUGUGAAAGAACGAAAAGGCCUUCUUGGUAGUAAGUGGUAAUGACUAGGCUCCUAAGAUGUGAACGUGAUUGCCUUUAGUUAUCUCGUUCAUCUGAUUUUGCUCUUUUUUUGUAUUGGAACUGGCUCAUGCUUUGAAACUGUUUUACACAAAUAAAAAACAAUGGUUGCACUA
This is a messenger RNA of Brassica napus (rape), 1162 nucleotides long. Its product is annotated as 50S ribosomal protein L21, mitochondrial. The record is from RefSeq and is a predicted model, not a curated record. Gene Ontology annotation, cellular component: ribosome. Gene Ontology annotation, biological process: translation. The transcript has 5 exons. The coding region runs from base 86 to 871 and encodes 261 amino acids. Lineage: Eukaryota; Viridiplantae; Streptophyta; Magnoliopsida; Brassicales; Brassicaceae. Gene Ontology annotation, molecular function: RNA binding; structural constituent of ribosome.